UCCUAGGCUGGCAAAGCGCACAGGCUAAGUGCUGAGGAGCGGGAGCAGUUGCUGCCAAACCUGAGGGCUGUGGGGUGGAACGAGCUGGAAGGCCGAGACGCCAUCUUCAAGCAGUUCCAUUUCAAAGACUUCAACCGGGCUUUUGGCUUCAUGACGAGGGUGGCCCUGCAGGCUGAAAAACUGGACCACCAUCCUGAAUGGUUUAACGUGUACAACAAGGUCCACAUCACCCUGAGCACCCACGAGUGUGCUGGCCUUUCGGAACGGGACAUAAACCUGGCCAGCUUCAUCGAACAAGUAGCAGUGUCCAUGACCUAGGCCCUGCCCUUCCUCUGUGAAUUCUUCAGGGGAAGGGGGUGACUGAAUCGGAAAUCCAGGGAGGGAACCGGGGAGCCCUGAGAUGUUACUGCAGCCAGAACGGCCAAGUGGACCCUGCCGCCUCCGGCUAGGGGGAGUCCUUGCUGUGGAAGAUGUCCCCAUCACCGCCGACCUUUCCUCUUCUUCUUCCCAGGCUGUGUCCUGCUCCCUUUCUAAUUCUUUUCCCAGGAAGCUGUGUCUAAGAUGCACCAAGUCUUAUCUUAGAAACCGGGACCCUGAAGUCAACCCCACCGUAUGUGACAGAAGCACCUGCGCUUUGACGCCUCAAAUAAAACUCGUGUUUCACUUGG
Molecule: messenger RNA, 668 nt
Organism: Leptonychotes weddellii (Weddell seal)
Lineage: Eukaryota; Metazoa; Chordata; Mammalia; Carnivora; Phocidae
Source: RefSeq, a predicted model, not a curated record